AUGGAAGGAAGCAAAGAGCGGGAAGAUAAACAAAGAAAGUCUGCAGAAUACGAAGCAGUGAUACGUGCAGGUCCACACGUGCGACCUCUCCAACAAGCUCACGCUCAUCUCAUUGUCACUGGCUGUUACCGUAGCAAAGCCCUCUUAACCAAACUCCUCACACUCUCUUGCGCCGCCGGUUCUAUUGCCUACACGCGCCGCCUCUUUCUCUCUGUCACCGGCCCCGAUUCAUUCCUCUUUAAUUCUCUCAUCAAAGCAUCUUCUCAAUAUGGCUUCUCCCUCGACACUCUCUUUUUCUACAAUCGCAUGCUCUUUUCACCCUCCAAACCUUGCUCUUACACUUUCACCUCCGUUUUCAAAGCAUGCGCUCAUCUCUCCAAUCUCCGACUCGGAACCCUUCUCCAUUCCCACGUUUUCGUUUCUGGGUAUUCCUCCAAUCCUUUUGUUCAAGCCGCAAUUAUCGCUUUUUACGCUAAAUCAAGUGCCUUAAGUAUCGCACGUAAGGUGUUCGAUAAAAUGCCGCAACGAAGUGUCGUAGCUUGGAACACCAUGAUUUCUGGUUACGACCAAAAUGGGCUUGCAAAUGAAGCAAUGACAUUGUUUCGCAAGAUGAAUGAAUUGGGGCUUCGUCCUGAUUCAGCAACUUUUGUUUCUGUGUCAUCAGCUUGUUCUCAAAUUGGGUCUCUUGAAUUGGGGUGUUGGGUUCAUGAUAGUAUCGUUAGCAACGGGAUUCGUGUCAACGUGAUUCUUGGAACCUCGUUGAUUAACAUGUUUUCACGGUGUGGUGAUGUAAGUAGAGCGCGUGCGGUUUUCGAUUCGAUGAGUGAAGGGAAUGUUAUUGCUUGGACAGCUAUGAUAUCUGGGUAUGGUAUGCAUGGUUAUGGUGUUGAAGCAAUGGAACUUUUCUAUAAAAUGAAAAAAGAGAAUGGGCUUGUUCCUAAUAGUGUUACUUUUGUUGCUGUUUUAUCUGCAUGUGCUCAUGCAGGGUUAAUACGUGAAGGGAGACAAAUUUUUGCUAGUAUGAGAGAAGAGUAUGGUAUGGUUCCUGGAUUGGAGCACCAUGUUUGUAUGGUUGAUAUGCUUGGGAAAGCUGGGUUGCUGACUGAAGCUUAUCAGUUCAUCAAGGAACUUAGUCCGGAGGAGCUUGUUCCUGCGGUGUGGACUGCAAUGCUUGGUGCUUGCAAGAUGCAUAAGAAUUUUGAUUUUGGGGUGGAAGCUGCUCAGCAUCUCAUUACUUUAGAGCCAGAGAAUCCUAGCCAUUAUGUAUUGCUUUCGAAUAUGUAUGCAUUUGCUGGAAGAAUGGAUAGAGUUGAAUCUGUUAGAAAUGUAAUGAUCCAAAGAGGUCUUAAAAAGCAAGUGGGUUAUAGUUCUAUUGACGUCAACAACAAAACUUAUCUUUUUAGCAUGGGUGAUAAGUCUCACCCUGAGAUCAAUGAGAUUUAUCGGUAUUUAGAUGGGUUGAUCUGGAGGUGCAAGGAAGCGGGUUAUGCAUCUAUUCCUGAAUUGGCAAUGCACGAGUUGGAAGAAGAAGAGAGGGAGUAUGCAUUGAGAUACCAUAGUGAGAAGCUUGCAGUUGCAUUUGGGCUGAUGAAAACUAGCCAUGGAACUACUCUCAGGAUUGUCAAGAACCUUCGGAUAUGUGAAGACUGUCAUUCAGCAGUUAAGUUCAUCUCUGUUGUGACAAAUAGAGAGAUAGUUAUUCGGGAUAAGCUUCGUUUCCAUCUUUUCAAAGAAGGCUCCUGUUCUUGUUUAGAUUAUUGGUGAUGGGAUUUUAAACAUGCGUGAAUCUGAUUAAUCAGAGAUUAUUUUGAGAACAACCUCUGAAGAGAAUGACAGUGGUUAACAUAUGAGUUCACCAUAUUUAUGUGUGCGCUAAUCCUAGCCAAAAUCAGCAUGGUAUCUCUUCUCUCUGUACAAAUAUAGCACUUAAUAUAGCUAUGAGAUUCUGAUUUGCAGCAAAUUGGUGCUGCUUCAACUAGCUAAACGGGUUUUUGUAACAUUAGCUUUAUGUCAAUCGUGCAAAGGCUACUAACUCUUUAAUAGUUGAAGAGUAUGGCUUCUUCUAUCUAUGCAUGUCGAAUGAACAGAGCUGAUCACAAGGUCAGGAACCAUAGUUGAGAACUUGACAAACAACAUUGAUGAAUAAACUUCCAAGGAGAAGCCAUCGGAGGAGGGCCAGUAAGAACAAAAGUGAAAAUGAAAAGACUCCAGCUUGGAUUUGUUUUAUUUGCAUACACAUACAGUCAGGAGUGUAGUUACUGAAUGAUGCUUCACUAAACUCUUCAACACUUCUUUAACAAGUCACAUAAAACAGAUAUGUCAUCAUCAAACAGGUGAAAAGAUACAUCAAGCAAAUUAUUCCAAUCAAUGUAUUUCUUAUUUCAUAUGUUAAA
Molecule: messenger RNA, 2393 nt
Organism: Cicer arietinum (chickpea)
Lineage: Eukaryota; Viridiplantae; Streptophyta; Magnoliopsida; Fabales; Fabaceae
Product: pentatricopeptide repeat-containing protein At2g33760
Biological process (GO): RNA modification
Molecular function (GO): zinc ion binding; protein binding; RNA binding
Source: RefSeq, a predicted model, not a curated record